This is a messenger RNA of Cuscuta europaea, 3703 nucleotides long. The record is from the annotation of a GenBank genome assembly. NCBI's taxonomy places the organism in Eukaryota, Viridiplantae, Streptophyta, Magnoliopsida, Solanales, Convolvulaceae.
CUAAUCUUAAACAUUUUUUCAUAUCUCUUCUCCAAUUCUUCCUAAAUCCUAUUCUUAACUCUCUACUCUCUAAUUCUCUUAUUCUCCAUUCUCCAAUAUAUUAUAUUUAUUAUUUAUAGUUUAUAUUAAUUAUCUACUUAUAUAAACUAUAAAUAGAUAUAAAUAGUAUUAUAUUACUUAUAUUUGUUAUCUAAUUAUAUAUUACUUAUAUAUUUAUUAUAUCUAUUAAUAUAGUUGGAAUUAUAUCUAAUUAAUUUGAAGUCAUUCUAUUACUCCCAUCCGAAAGACCGAAAGUCCGAAAGAGGUACGAAAUUAUUCUAUUAUUUAUACUUGUUUAAUUACUAGUUAAUUAGUUUUUUACAAUUUUUUAUUAAUUGCUACAUUUGACUCUAGUUUAAAAAAUAUGUUGUACACAAAACUAGUUAAUUCACUACUUAAUUUGCUAUAACUCGAAUUAAUAGUUAGAUAAAUAGUUAAUUAGUUUUUUACAAUUUUUUAUUAAUUGCUACAUUUGACUAUAGUUUAAAAAAUAUGUUGUACACAAAACUAGUUAAUUCACUACUUAAUUUGCUAUAACUCGAAUUAAUAGUUAGAUAAAUAGUUAAUUAGUUUUUUACAAUUUUUUAUUAAUUGCUACAUUUGACUCUAGUUUAAAAAAUAUGUUGUACACAAAACUAGUUAAUUCACUACUUAAUUUGCUAUAACUCGAAUUAAUAGUUAGAUAAAUAGUUAAUUAGUUUUUUACAAUUUUUUAUUAAUUGCUACAUUUGACUCUAGUUUAAAAAAUAUGUUGUACACAAAACUAGUUAAUUCACUACUUAAUUUGCUAUAACUCGAAUUAAUAGUUAGAUAAAUAGUUAAUUAGUUUUUUACAAUUUUUUAUUAAUUGCUACAUUUGACUCUAGUUUAAAAAAUAUGUUGUACACAAAACUAGUUAAUUCACUACUUAAUUUGCUAUAACUCGAAUUAAUAGUUAGAUAAAUAGUUAAUUAGUUUUUUACAAUUUUUUAUUAAUUGCUACAUUUGACUCUAGUUUAAAAAAUAUGUUGUACACAAAACUAGUUAAUUCACUACUUAAUUUGCUAUAACUCGAAUUAAUAGUUAGAUAAAUAGUUAAUUAGUUUUUUACAAUUUUUUAUUAAUUGCUACAUUUGACUCUAGUUUAAAAAAUAUGUUGUACACAAAACUAGUUAAUUCACUACUUAAUUUGCUAUAACUCGAAUUAAUAGUUAGAUAAAUAGUUAAUUAGUUUUUUACAAUUUUUUAUUAAUUGCUACAUUUUUUAGAUGGAUCGUCCUAGAUAUUCGGUUGAUAUGGGUAACCUCGAGCGCAACCGAACGAACGAGCUUGCGAGGAAGAGAUACCGCAAAGGUAAAUCCCAUCUCGGCUCUUCAUCUCAAAGUCAAGAUGAUUUUGAUACGGGUUACGUAAGGAGGGAUGGGGAUGCGAUGACCGACGAACAACUAGAACAAGAAUUGCACCGACAUAAUUCCCGCUUUUUUCAAGAUCAACCGAGGACCAUUGACGAAGAAGAGCUCGAGGACGAGGACGACGAUGUGGAGGAAGCAAUUCCGGAGAGCCACGACGACGAGGAGGAGGGUGGCGGCAGCCAUGACGCCGACCAAGCAGCCUCAUCCCAAACAGGUACAAAAAAAAGUAAAUCUGAAUUAAUGGCUAAUAAUUUUUCUAAGUGGAAGAACCCGAACACCGGGAAUUGGACCGCAACUUGCAAUUGGUGCAAGAAAAACUAUAGCUUGGGGAUUUCCGGCGGAUACGGAUCCUCCACAAGACACCUUAAGUCCAAACACCCGGUGGAGUAUGCAAAAUUAGGCGGCGGAACGGGGAAACAAACGCAAAUAUCGAGGUUUGCAAAUAACCAACAAGCUUUUGGUAAUUUCUCAUACAAUGAUGCACAAAAUUUGACAGGUAUGGCUAACUUACUUGUUGAAGAAAAUUUGCCUUAUUUGUUUUCUGAAAGCCUUGCUUUCCGUGAUUAUGCACAAACUUGUUUAAAUCCGCAAUAUAGAGGUUAUAGUCGCAAAACGGUUAAGAAAGAAAUUUCAAGGCUUUAUGGUGCGGAAAAGGUAAGGUUACAAAAUUAUUUUGCAAACUUUGAUGGACGUGUUACUGUAUGUUCUGACAUAUGGGAGGAUACUUAUCAUAAUUUACAUUAUUUGGGUCUGACUGUACAUUAUAUUGAUAAUGAUUGGCAUAUGCAUAAACGUGUUCUUGCUUUCCGUGAAUUUAAUGAUCGUCACACCGCUGAACAUAUUUAUAUUUUGAUUGAACGUAUUUUAAUUGAGUAUAAUUUAAUUGAUAAGGUGUUUGCUAUUGGUUUUGAUAAUGCUACUAAUAAUACUGCUGCUAUUCCUAGAUUGCGUGAAUUGUGUGGUUCUACUUCUUUGAUGGGUAGAUUUUUUCAUCAACGAUGUGCAUGUCAUGUUCUAAAUUUAUGUGUGCAAGAUGGUCUAAAAGCGUUGGGAGCAUCGUUGGAAGUAGUCAAGGGGGGGAUUAGACGUAUUUGGGGUAAUGGACACCUUAGGAAAAAAUGGCAUGAUUAUUUGAUAGAAAGAGGUGAGAGAUAUGUGGCUUUUCCAAAAGAUUUGUCUAUUCGUUGGAAUAGUACCUAUAAGUUAAUUGGAGUUCUUCUUAGAUAUAAACAACAUUUUCCUGCUUUUAUGAAACAAUAUGAUAACUAUAUUAUAAACUCGGCUGAGAUCGACACAUGUGAAAAAAUUUGUAAUGCUUUGAUAUAUUUUAAUAAUGCAACUGAAACUUUUAGUCAUGUUUAUAAACCUACCUCAAACCAAUUUAUUCGUGAAGCUGUUAAUCUCGCCGGUGCUUUUUCAAAUUUUGAGAAUGCUGAUUAUGUGAAUUAUUUUGCUGGUUUUAUGAAGGAAAAGUUUUUAAAAUAUUAUUCACAUAUUCCGCAUAUCUAUGGUAUUGCAUUUGUUCUCGAUCCUCGUUUUAGACUUGGUUCUUUAGAAGAAUGUUUGAAUUAUUAUUAUGCUGCUUUUUUUGGUCCAUUGCCAAUGUAUGAGGACAACCCAAUUGAUCCGAAAAAAGAAUACACCGAGGUUAGUGAUAUAUUUUAUGCAUUAUUCAAUGAGUUUCAUGCACAAUAUGGCAAUGCGCCCCCUCCUCCGACACAAACAUCAUCUAAAGGAAAAUCAAUUUUCAAAUCUACGUUUGCCAAUCUUAUUAAAAAAACAAAAUCAACUCCCGCUACACAACAAAGCACAAUUAAUGAGAUUUCUUUGUAUUUAACUUAUGAUGUUGAUUUUGAAGAAGAUGAUGAUUUUGACGUACUAAACUGGUGGAAGGGAAAAGAAAGAAUGUUCCCAGUUUUAGCAAAGAUGGCUAAGCAAGUGCUAUCAAUGCCGGUUUCAACGGUUGCCGUGGAACAAGAAUUUAGUUCGGCCGACAAUGUUCUAACACAAACCAGAACGAGGUUGAGCGCUGAAUCUCUUGAGAUGCUUAUAUGCUACCACGAUUGGUUGAAAGCAGCACGUAGAGCUCAAGAAAUUGACAUCACUCCAUCACAACACUUUAUGGAUGAAUCUACAGAGGGUGGCUCUACUUAUGCCGGAGAUUCCGAUUAAAAACAAUUAUAGUUCCUAUUUAAUUUUCAAAUGUAGUUCCUAUUUCAUUUCAAAUAAAUGCACUUGAAGUUUGUUUUUUAAUACUUGUAUAAAACUAUAAA